This is a messenger RNA of Drosophila mojavensis, 1826 nucleotides long. It is a transcript of the gene sbm, whose product is annotated as b(0,+)-type amino acid transporter 1. Gene Ontology annotation, biological process: amino acid transmembrane transport. The transcript has 9 exons. The record is from RefSeq and is a predicted model, not a curated record. Gene Ontology annotation, molecular function: L-amino acid transmembrane transporter activity. Gene Ontology annotation, cellular component: membrane. The coding region runs from base 188 to 1786 and encodes 532 amino acids. Lineage: Eukaryota; Metazoa; Arthropoda; Insecta; Diptera; Drosophilidae.
CCGCAGCAAUAGCAGUAGUAUCACCAGUAACGGCGGUGGCAGCGACGCAACUUUUGGCGCUUUGUGAACAUUCAUACAUACAUACAUGCAUAUGUAUAAAUACUCAGAGCCCAACGCGAAUGCUUUCAUUCUCCUGUAGUGUUUAAAGUGACAUGAAAGUGACGACAUUGGUGCACUACAUCAAGUCAUGUAUCAGCAUGUCCAACCAAGCAACACAAACCAUAUUUAUGCCGAUGGACAUAAUGUGUCAUCAAAAGCAACGAGUAAUGGGACAAUGUGUGCCAAUGGGUCUUUUGGAACAGAGGGGCCCGAAGCGACAGAGACCGACUCAUCAGGGACCGGGCGGAUGCGGAAGCCGUUGGAGAGGAAUGGCUCAACGCAGAACGACACUGUUCACCUCGAGAGAAGGCUGGGCCUCUUCAGUGGGGUGGCUUUAAUUGUCGGAACUAUGAUAGGGUCUGGAAUAUUUGUGUCACCCUCUGGCUUACUGGUUCGUACCGGUUCCGUCGGGGUUAGCUUCAUAAUCUGGCUUGCCUGUGGUCUGCUCUCGCUGUUGGGAGCUCUGGCAUAUGCUGAACUAGGCACAAUGAAUACCUCGUCUGGUGCGGAAUGGGCGUAUUUUAUGGAUGCGUAUGGACCUGCUCCGGCUUUCUUAUUUUCAUGGGUAUCGACAUUGGUGUUAAAGCCAUCUCAAAUGGCUAUAAUAUGCUUAUCAUUUGCACAGUACGCUGUUGAGGCUUUUGUGACAGAAUGUGAUCCGCCUGGAGGCGUUGUAAAGAUGGUUGCACUAGUGGCAAUAGUGAUGAUAUUGUUUGUGAAUUGCUACAGUGUUAAUUUGGGGAUGGCCGUGCAGAAUGUCUUUACGGCUGCAAAAUUGGUAGCUGUUAUUAUUGUGAUAUGUGGCGGCACUUGGAAACUAUUUGAAGGAAAUACGCAACAUCUAUCGAAUGCAUUUAAUGGGCCAAUGCCAAAUAUUGGCGCUAUCGCAACCGCAUUUUACACGGGCCUUUGGGCAUAUGAUGGUUGGAAUAAUUUGAACUAUGUUACCGAGGAGAUUAAGAAUCCCAGUAAAAACUUACCGCGAUCUAUUAUUAUUGGCAUACCACUGGUUACUCUGUGCUACGCGCUAAUCAACAUCUCCUAUCUGGCAGCUAUGUCGGCGCAAGAAAUGAUCGAAUCCGAAGCGGUUGCUGUGACCUUUGGCAAUCGCAUCCUUGGCGCCCUUGCCUGGCUAAUGCCACUCAGUGUCACUGUCAGCACAUUUGGAAGUGCUAAUGGUACGCUCUUUGCCGCAGGACGUCUUUGCUUUGCAGCAAGUCGAGAGGGUCAUUUGCUUGACAUAUUAUCAUAUGUACAUGUACGACGCUUGACUCCUGCUCCUGGCCUUAUAUUCCACUCGUUAAUUGCAUCAGCAAUGGUGCUUCAUGGUACAAUUGAUUCUCUGAUUGAUUUCUUCAGUUUUACCGCAUGGAUAUUCUAUGGUGGCGCCAUGUUGGCACUAAUCGUGAUGCGUUACACCAAACCCAAUCAUCCUCGGCCAUACAAAGUACCAAUCAUCAUUCCCGUUCUGGUUUUGGUAAUAUCGGUGUACCUUGUAGCGGCGCCAAUUUUCGAAACUCCCCGUAUUGAAUAUUUAUAUGCUUUACUUUUCAUUUUUGCGGGACUGAUAUUUUACGUCCCUUUUGUCAAGCUGGGAAUGACUCCACGUUUUAUGAAUAAGGUAACUCUUUUCUUUCAGUUGCUACUGGAAGUUGUUCCAACGUCAUCAAUGGCCAUGUUUGAAUAAUUUGAUUCAAUGUGCGCAAUAAACAUAAAAACAACCAAAA